GUUUCCUCCAGCGUAGCCCCGCCUCCACUUUUCCAUGCAUUGGCGCGCUCCGUGGCAGUGGCUCUCUGGCACCGUUCCUACCCGGGUAGCUGAACUGUUAAGCGGGCUGCGAGCGUAGACACAGCAGCCAUGAGUGCAGCGGGUGACGCUCGGGCUGGCUCGGCUGUCGGACCAGUCCAGCAAGGACUGAAAGAGGCUCUGAUUGAGACGCUCACGGCCAUCCUGUCUCCGGUGCAAGAAGUGCGCGCUGCCGCUGAGGAACAGAUCAAAGUGCUGGAGGUGACAGAAGAGUUUGGUGUCCACCUUGCAGAACUUACAGUUGACCCUCAGGGAGCACUCGCCAUCCGUCAGUUAGCGUCUGUUAUCCUGAAGCAGUACGUGGAGACUCACUGGUGCUCCCAUUCAGAGAAGUUCAGGCCUCCUGAAACCACAGAUCAGGCUAAAGCUGCCAUCAGGGAGCUGCUGCCGAGCGGCCUGCGGGAGUCCAUCAGCAAAGUUCGCUCCAGCGUGGCCUACGCUGUGUCGGCCAUCGCCCACUGGGACUGGCCCGAGGCGUGGCCGCAGCUCUUCACUCUGCUCAUGGAGAUGCUGGUCAGUGGAGAUGUGAACGCAGUUCAUGGGGCCAUGAGGGUCCUCACAGAGUUCACUCGAGAGGUGACGGAUACACAGAUGCCGCUGGUGGCUCCAGUCAUUUUACCUGAGAUGUACAAGAUCUUUACCAUGGCUGAGGUUUACAGUAUUCGUACCCGUUCCAGAGCAGUGGAGAUCUUCACCACAUGUGCUAACCUCAUCUGUGCUAUUGAAGAGCUUGAAAAGGGUGCAGCUAAAGCGUUGAUCUUCCCGGUGGUGCAGCAGUUUACAGAAGCAUUCGUGCAGGCUCUGCAAAUGCCUGAUGGACCCUCAUCUGACAGUGGCCUCAAGAUGGAAGUACUGAAGGCCGUGACGGCUUUAGUGAAGAACUUCCCAAAACCGAUGGUGUCCUCUAUGCAGCAGAUAUUACCCAUCGUCUGGAAUACACUGACUGAAAGUGCAGCUUUUUAUGUAAGAACAGAAGUCAACUACACUGAGGAAGUGGAUGAUCCUGUUGACUCAGAUGGGGAAGUUUUGGGGUUUGAGAAUCUGGUGUUCAGCAUCUUUGAGUUUGUCCACACGCUGCUGGAGAACAAUAAGUUUAAGAGCACAGUGAGGAAAGCUCUGCCUGAGCUCAUCUACUACAUCAUCCUGUACAUGCAGAUCACUGAGGACCAGGUAAAAGUGUGGACAGCAAACCCUCAGCAGUUCGUAGAGGAUGAAGAUGACGACACGUUCUCCUACUCUGUCAGGAUCUCUGCUCAGGACCUGCUGCUGGCAGUAGCUGCAGAGUUUCAGAAUGAGAGUGCAGCAGCGCUGGCAGCAGCUGCAACCAGACACCUCCAGGAGGCAGAACAAGCUAAAAACAGCGGCAAUGAGCACUGGUGGAAGAUUCACGAGGCCUGCAUGUUGGCCCUCGGUUCAGUCAAGACCAUCAUCACAGAGAAUGUGAAGAACGGCCGAAUCCAGUUUGACAUGCACGGUUUUCUGGCUGGUGUCAUCCUCGCUGAUCUCAAUCUGACUGCUGCUUCCCCGUUCCUGCUCGGUCGGGCUCUGUGGGCGGCGAGCCGCUUCACUGCAGCCAUGUCUCCUGAACUUAUCCAGCAGUUUCUCCAGGCCACAGUUAGCGGCCUUCAUGACAGCCAACCACCAUCCGUCCGCAUCUCAGCGGUCAGGGCCAUCUGGGGGUACUGUGAUCAGUUGAAGCUGUCAGAAAGCACACACAUCCUUCAGCCUUUCCUCCCCAGUGUAUUGGAGGGACUGAUCCAGCUGGCCGCCCAGUUCAGCUCAGAGGUCCUCACACUUGUCAUGGAGACGCUGUGCAUCGUCUGCACCGUUGACCCGGCUUUCACUACCAGCGCCGAGAAUAAGAUCUGCUCACUCACCAUCGCUAUUUUCCUGAAAUAUAACAAUGACCCCGUGGUGGCCGCCCUGGCUCAGGACAUCUUUAAGGAGCUGGCCCAGAUCGAAGGCUGUCAGGGGCCCAUGCAGAUGCGUCUCAUUCCCACCCUGAUCAGCAUCAUGCAGGCUCUACCUGAUAAGAUCCCCUCUGGACUCUGUGCUACAUCUAUAGACAUCCUGGCAACAGUGGUCCGAAACACAAAGCCCCCUCUGUCAGAGCUGUUGGUGUGUCAGGCCUUUCCUGUGGUAGCACAAUGCACCUUACGCACAGAUGACCACACAGUAAUGCAGAACGGAGGAGAGUGUCUGCGAGCGUACGUCUCUAUCGCCCUCGAGCAGAUUGCCCAGUGGAGGGACGAACAGGGCAACAGUGGCCUGUGGUACGUCAUGCAGGUGGUCAACCAGCUGCUGGACCCCAGGACCUCGGAGUCCACGGCUGUCUUCGUGGGAAGGUUGGUGUCCACUCUGAUCUCUCGGGCCGGAACAGAGCUUGGUGACCAGCUGGACCAUAUCCUCAGAGCCAUCCUGAGCAAAAUGCAACAAGCCGAGGCUCUGAGCGUCAUGCAGUCUCUCAUCAUGGUGUUUGCCCACCUGGUUCACUCUCAGCUGGAGCCUCUGCUGGAGUUUUUGUGCAGUCUACCUGGACCGACAGGAAAGCCUGCCUUGGAGUUUGUCAUGACAGAGUGGAUGAGCAGACAACAUCUUUUCUACGGACAGUACGAGGGUAAAGUCAGCACCGUGGCGCUGUGCAAGCUUCUGCAGCAUGGCAUAAACGCUGACGACAAGCGGCUUCAGGACAUCAUGGUUAAGGGAGAAGAAAUCUACAGCCCAGAAGUUGGCAUUCGCACUCGCUCCAAAUCUGCCAAAAACCCAGAGCGCUGGACGAACAUUCCUUUACUCGUGAAGAUCUUUAAACUAAUCAUCAACGAGUUGUCGACCGUGGUGGAAGCCAACGCCAGCAGGGCCAACGCUGCUGACUGGAGCCAAGAUUCCAGCGGCAUGUGGGACGAUCAGGAGGAGGAAGAGGGAGAGGAUGAAGAGGAGGAUGAAGGAUUAGCAGGGCAGCUGCUGUCUGAUCUCAUUUCAUCAAACAAAUAUGAUGACGAUUAUUAUGAGGAUGAUGAGGAAGAUGAUCCAGACGCCUUGAAAGACCCCAUUUAUCUGAUCGAUUUGCAGGCUUACCUGUCGGACUUUCUGACACAGUUCGCUCUGCAGCCGUGUUACAACAUGUUCUCAAACCACCUCAACAACGCUGAGAGACAAACCCUGCAGUCUAUAGGCCUGUAGUCUUGCUGUUUGAUGCUCCAACACAUCUUCCAUCAACAUCACCCUGAAAUGUCCCUCUGUCGCCCUGUGAAGUCACUUGCGAUGAAUUUAAGAUGGAGUGAAACGACAGAAGAACGAGGAUUGACUGAGGCAGGAGGAGAACGAGUUGGGAAAGUACUCAUGCACUUAACUUUGACUUCCUUUUUUUACUCUAAAUGAAUGACGGGAUGAAGGACCUUGCUGAUGUUAAGAGACUGCACAAGUCUCAUCCUAAAGGUCAAACAUUCUCGACUUUGGAAGAACUUCAACCUGGAUGAGAGAAGGAAAAGGUCUUCACUAGGAAGGCCUGAUGAAUCUCAACACCUGGGCCAACUGUUUAAACACGAGUGGAAACGCAACAUGGUAAACUCUUCCGAAGGACUUUACGCCGUCUGAGGGAAACCUAACAUUUUAGUAAGAGAGUAUUCGGUGGCCUUGUAUUCCAGAAAACAGUGACUGUUUGACAGGAAAUGCAAAGCUCUUAGACCAGCUGUCAUAUCAUGUGUUUCAUUGGGUUUUAAAAAUUCACACUGUUGCCAUUUUGAUUCAAUGCCUUGUCAUUUCAUUGUAUCUAUUGAAGUUUAGAAUAAAAGUAUUUCUAAAUAAAAGUUCGUAGCAGGA
Girardinichthys multiradiatus is the source of this 3897-nucleotide messenger RNA. It is a transcript of the gene ipo9, whose product is annotated as importin 9. The record is from RefSeq and is a predicted model, not a curated record. Gene Ontology annotation, biological process: protein import into nucleus. The coding region runs from base 130 to 3258 and encodes 1042 amino acids. Gene Ontology annotation, cellular component: cytosol; nuclear envelope. Gene Ontology annotation, molecular function: small GTPase binding. Lineage: Eukaryota; Metazoa; Chordata; Actinopteri; Cyprinodontiformes; Goodeidae. The transcript is spliced from 24 exons.